Messenger RNA from Cryptococcus wingfieldii CBS 7118, 711 nucleotides. RefSeq lists its product as hypothetical. The coding region runs from base 1 to 711 and encodes 236 amino acids. Lineage: Eukaryota; Fungi; Basidiomycota; Tremellomycetes; Tremellales; Cryptococcaceae. The record is from RefSeq and is a predicted model, not a curated record. The transcript has a single exon.
AUGGCUGCCCUAUCCGUCCGAAAUGCCAUGGCAGCGCGCUACAGCACCCUCCUCUCCAUGACCAUCCGCGCCCUCGAAGAAGAGACCAUAGGCCAUACCGUCAUCAACGGCGAUUUCUCAUCCUCCUUCCCCUUUACCCCCUUCUCCUCGGCUUCUAAUAAAGGCCAGGCGGGAGAGAGUCUGGGGAUCAUACCGGCACAGGAUGAUAGUCAUCCAGCGGCGGGGUUGAUGAGUAAUCACCCCGAUGGGAUCUUUUUCAAGGAUCAUAUCCAGCUGAGAGGGAUGGGGCGCAUGAGGGAUGUACCCCCUGGGACUGGGGGACUGGCGGGGGUAUUUGGGGAUGGAAGGGCGGUGGAAGAGGAGGCGAGGUUGGAAGAUGUCAUGGAUGAGAAACGCGGGUUUUUGGGAGGGAAGAGGCGACGUUACAGUGAAGCUGGAGGUGGAUCAGAGUACGGAAGAUCAAGCGUCAGUAGCGUGCCGGGUGUACCGCUGUCGGGGAAAACCAACACGCAGCCGUUACCGCACAAUCAUCCCGCAUUCUCGCCUUCGUCAGUGUCGUCUACUACGAUGCCGACGGCGGUUUCGGUCACGGCGUAUCCUGUGCCGCCUGCUGUUGGGGUGGCGGAUCUUUCGGGGAGACCGGUGGACGGUGGGGGAUCGGCGGGUGGAGCUUGGUCGGAGCAGAUGGGUAGGGAUUGGCCAGGCAAGUGA